Gopherus evgoodei (Goodes thornscrub tortoise) is the source of this 2180-nucleotide messenger RNA. RefSeq names its product lymphocyte antigen 6 complex locus protein G6c-like. Gene Ontology annotation, cellular component: protein-containing complex; external side of plasma membrane. NCBI's taxonomy places the organism in Eukaryota, Metazoa, Chordata, Testudines, Testudinidae. The record is from RefSeq and is a predicted model, not a curated record. The transcript is spliced from 4 exons. The coding region runs from base 683 to 1060 and encodes 125 amino acids.
GUGGGACUAGACACCUCCUGAGCUCCCUUCCCACCCUGAUAUUCUAUGAGUCUAUGAACCCCAAAAGCGGAUCAGUUAGACCAGUGCAAAGGGGCCACAUGCACUUUGAUACUGGUAUGGCUGCGUCCAGCGCGGUGAUUUGAUCGUACCAGGCUCGUUAAAGCGAUGCGACUUUCCAGAGAACGUCAGGGGCUGGUUACUUCUCUGUAGGCAGGUGGGGGUGUAGCCGUGUCAGUCCUAGGAUCUAGAGACCGAAGCGGGGUGAGCGAAUAUCUUUUAUGGGACCCACUUGUCUCUAAUUUCUUCUCUAGGAGCCUGUGACGGGGUGCACUUGCCCCGCGCUGGAGAGGAAGGGGUUAAGCCUGCACUCCUGCCAGCGGAAGCCACGCCCCCUCGCCCAGCUGGGCACGCUCCAGUAUAAAAGGGCGCGGGCAGCCUCACUCCAGGCUGACCGCCAGCGAGGAAGGACGCACCUCGCCGGUUCCAGCCCAGGAACAGCCAGAACCCUGAGUGCGGGAGCCAGAGGCGCCGAGACCCAGGCAGACGCCCGGGUACCUGCGGGCGCACGAGGGAGGUCGGCACGGCCAGGACCAGAGCUGGCUGAGGACCCCGGAGACCCCAAGGGCGUCCAGACGGCAGCAUUGGGGAAUGCGCCCCCUGAGCUGCCCUGACCCCAGCCGGGAUGAGCAAAGUCCUGUUUCUGGCCUUGUCCCUGCUGCUCUGCUGCACCCUGGCUCACGGCCUCGUCUGCAGGGUCUGCAAGUUCCAGGUGGGCAGGCUCUGCUUCCACUCCCGCAGCCCCUGCACGGCGCAGGGGCAGCAAGUCUGCGAGACCACCAAGGCCUACAUUGGCAAGGUCCCGCUGUUCUCCAAGUACGGCUGCAGCCGGACCCGCGAGACCUGCAACAUGACGGAGCAGAAGGACACUGUCUUCGAGGUCAGCUACAAUCGGACCUGCUGCGAGACAGACCUGUGCAACGCUGCUGGCCCCACCCGGGCCGCUGGGCUCCCCCUGCUCUCUGGGCUGGGAGCCCUGCUGGGGUGGUGGUUGCUGAAAUAGCCCCCGGCUCUCCUCUUCCCAGCCCUAACCUCCAUCCCGUCUCUGCUACACGCUUUUCCCUCCCAAGUCCGCCUCGCCACAGGCUUUGGUAGCAGGCUCCACUCCACCCCCUCAAGUCGCCUUUUCCUCUGGUCUUCUCUAUCCCACAAGUAGCUGCCUCUCCUUUAUCAUAUCCUCUGUAGGCCCCCCACAGCCUAGAAAGGGGACCAGGGAAACCCAGCUACUACAGACAGGAUGUUGUGGGGAUACCUCAGCACCCCCUGAAUCUGCCAGCUGCCUUCUGAAGGGUUUUGAGACCCCCCCCCAAAAAAAUCUAAUCUCACCUUCUGGCCUGUGUCUUGAAGGGGUGAGGUGAUGACUGACCCUGAGCAAAAGCAGAGAGACGUUUGCUAUUUUAGACACAACACUGGAGGGGAAGCCUCUGCCAACCCUAGCUCAGGACAGGUCUGAAUACCCCAUCGUCCCACGGGCAGGAGAUCAUCCUCAGCUUUUCCACAGAGGCUGGUGGGACAAAACCCUGAGAUCCUAUGGUUGAGCUGGAGGCAACUGUACCCCCAAAUCUCCCUUGCUCACCCACAGUUCUCCUGAAGGCAUAUCCCCCAAGGUAAGAAGCAUAGGCAGCUCCUUACCCCCACCCCCACCCCUAGUGGAGAACAAAGGUCCCAGAUCUUUGUCCCAGACAUCAGACAGUGGGUUGGUUUGGGGUCUUCUGUGGUAUCUCAAGACCUGUGGGAAGUGCUGGAUAAUUGAGUCCUUUAGGCCUGAGCAGAGGAUGAAACUGUGGAUCCUAGGAGCCCCACACUGCUUGUUCCCAUUGGGAACAGCCGCUCAAAAUCUCCAGCGGAGAGCAGGUGGCCUUCACAUCAUCACUUCUGAGCACUCCCGGGGCAUGCCGGGGAGAUGACAAAGCUGGAGAAGGCUAAAGGUUGGCUACAGAGGCAUAAACCCACGGGGUCCUUUCUGGUGUGUCCAUUAUACCCAUCCACGCGUCUCCGUGACCGAACCAGCUCGCUAUGGCGUCUGUUCAGAAAGCGUCGCUUCCCUCCAGAGGUCUGAGUGGUUUUUUAAUACUUUGUAUGUACAGUGAAUGGAAUAAUUAAAACAAAAAAGUGGCUUCCUG